GCAGUCGGCACACCGCCCGGGCGGGCGCCACACGACCGGAAUCUGCGCUACCGUCGAGCGGCACAAAAAUAAUUUCAGUAAAAUAAACGAAUCCAACGACCGCUGUCUUGCGUGCGAGCGACAGAUUCUGUGAAUAAAAAAUACGACGUGAACGAGCCACAAGCGCAGAGCACGAACGCGGCAGCGCGAACGGCGAGCGAUUGAUUACGACGAAACGACUCGAGCUUGGAGCCGAAAUCUUCUCGGCCCCUCGAAAAUAUUAAGAAUCGCUCCGCGGCUGUCAGGCACUACAUUAUCCUGCACUGCUCUUGCAUCGUAUUAAAAACGAAAAAAAUCUCGAAAAAUAUUAAAACCCUCUGUCAGUGGCCACGGCAGAGGGCGACAUAAUAAUUGUACAUUUUAUAUAUGCAUAUAUAAAUUGGAGAAAAGUGAUCUCUAACGUGACGUCACAAUCAAAAUAUUGUGAUUAACUUACCUUUAAAUAUUAUUAAAAAGCUUUGUUGUUUACUCGCAUUUUUAAAUAUUGCCCGUUCGUAGUUAGAAAUAGUUUUUUUUGUAUCAAAAAGAGGUGUAAAUAUUUGUUAAUAACAAAAAUAAGGUGUGACAUUUCAAGUAACUAUAAUACUAGUCAUUGAUCUAGUGUAUUUAUUUUGAUAAAUGUAUUCUUUUCGUGGUUAGGAGAUAGUUCUAUAACUAAAACAAUUUAUAAAGGUUCUUUUAAUAAAGCCGUAACUAUUUUAAUUGAAUAAAAAAAGAAGCUGAAUUGCUAAAGCGCAUUAAUUUACCAAAGAGAGACUUUAUUUACACACGCGAACACAUAAAUUCCGUCCAAAUUACGUAGGAUCGUGAACCGUCGAGCAAAAAACGACGCGAAAGCGGUGUUGCUUAGUAAAUCUAGACUAGACUUGGACAAAAACCGGUAAAAGAUGCAAGCGCAAAUGGGCAUGGGAAACGAGCUGCAACGGAGCUACAGGAUGCAGGACUUCGCAGCGCCUGGCGUCAUCAUGAGGGAGCGAAGUUUCAUCAGGCCGCAGUCGCAUCAUCAUAUGCAUCAUAACCAGUUUCCACACAAUGGGAAACGACGGAGUAUGAUCCUUACUAAUGCGAAAGGAAAGCCGACUCUGGAGAUAUACAGACCACCAGGUGUACGCACAGACGGCGCCACGGCGGGAGCCACAACGACCUCUGCCACCGCGCCUGCGCCCUCAUCCAACAAGCUCAACGUUCACGCUAAGGAGUUCACCAUGGCCAAGCCAACUGGGCCAGCAAUGGGCCUGGGGUAUACGAGUGUGGGACUUCAGCAUUCGCGGUCGGCGGUGCUGCAGGCACAGGUGCCACCACACUACCGGCCUGUGAUGCCAGCUAAUAACAUGCUAAUCAACAGCGCCUCCAGCGGCAACGUGCCGCACCAGACAUUUCAGUCGGGUCCACGCGUGCACUUCAAACUGCAGCCGCAACAUGCAAUAAUUCCGGAAAAGAAGAAGUCUCCGCCAUCUUCUCUGACUAACGGCAACGGCAAGAGUAUUCGCCCGCAGUCAUUCACUGCGGGUCUGAAGCGCUCCAAGUCCUUGACGUCUGCAGACGCGUUGGCUAGCGGAAUGGCGGCGCUGGGACUGGCCGCCGACGCAGGCGAUUUGGGCAGUUUCCCGCCUGAGAUACAGGAAUGCAUUGACAAGGCUCUUGAAGAUCCAAACGCGGUAUGCGCCCGCACCCUCAUGGACGCUGUAGGUCAUCUAGUAUCACGCGCAGUCGAGUCUCCGCGAUACGCUUUGCCGGCCGCGCGCCGCUGCAUCGCCGUGGUGGAACGCGAACAAACCGAGACCUUCCUCGAAUCGCUGCUUAACACAUGCCAACAGUGGUACCACGACCGCGAGAAGUUGCUAGGCGCUGUGGUAGGCGGCGGUAGGCCACGUCUUAUGGCAUUUCUGUCGUUCUUGCUGGAGAUGUACUGCCAGCUGCGGCGGCGAGCCAUACAGCGACGUGGCGCCUCGGCUCAACCUGGCCAAGUGCUUUUGACGCUCAUCUGCAAGUGCUGUGAGGACUGCAUCCGCCAGACUGUGCCGUCUCCUAGCGAUACGGAAAACCUGUUCUUCGUGCUAACCUACAUCGGGCGUGACCUCGAAGCUCAACUUCCUGGGGACCUAGAACGUUUGUUAUCGGCAGUCCGCGACGCGUUCCUCAACACUGCCGCCGCACCUUCCAUACGCCGCACUUUGCUGCAACUGAUCGAGCUCCAUGCUUCGCGCUGGCAGCUGCCAGGUUGCGCAGUACUGUACUACUACCCUUCCUCCAAAUAAGUAUAAGCUAAAUCGCUAGUGUUAUUGCUAGUAAGAUUAGCUAUAAGAUGCAAUUCUCAUCAGCAAUUCCUCUGUGCAGUUGGACUUAUUCCAAGCACUGAUAAGUGCACAUUGGCUGUAGGGAAUUUAUUCAAGCAAUUUCGAUGUGUAAAAUGCAAAGUGACCGAUAAUCGCCAUCCAUAAAUAUGUAGAUGUAUACGAUGUCUAGCGGAUGGAUGAUUUGGUAUCCAAAUUUGAAGUGUACAAGGACCAAAAUUUAGGUAGAUGAAGUACUGAUCACAUGGUCCAAGUUUGCGAGAGUCUGAUGAUUCGAAAACUGAUGUUUAACCGUCAGUAUUUAUCGUAACAGUGAGGAAGGGUUAGGGUAAGUGUUAGGUUUGAAGGGUAGCCGAUAUAUAGCAUACAAAACAAGCAUUUCUUUUUGUUUGUAUUCGUUUGGACGUGGUAGAUUUCAAUUGUAGUUUACGUUAGUCGAGAUCCCAUUUUUUUUGUCAAGUGUACCAUUAAAUGAAUCGUAGGCAUGGAAGCUGCCAUAAGCUUAUUAUCUCAUGUGCCUUUAUUAUUAAUUCCAUUCUCAUAGCAUUCAAGGUCUAAUACCUACCUUAAUGCUAACGCAAAAAAAUUCUAAUUCGGUAUUAGAUGCUCUUAAAUUUGUGAGAAUGUAAGCGUAAACUUAAAAUUAAGGUUCUAGAAGGAAUUAGCUUAGGUGAAUUUUAAGCGGAUAUAUGCCUUAAAAGUAUUAAACAAGUACUUUGUAAAUUAAGUAGUUGGCAAAUAGCGGUGUACGCUACUGUACGAUAUUCGCAUAGUACUUUGUGCAUUGUUUCUUUUGUCGGAUUUUAUCUAACUUUUGCCAUCUUUAGUAGGCCUAACAUUUUGCUUGUGUAAGUUUGCCUUGGAACAACUUUUGCUUCGCUUAAGAGUAGUUGUUCGUAAGUUAUUUUAAAAUUAAUGCACUCUGGAAUUUAGUUUUUUUUUUACUUUUAAGCAAUUGACUAGGCUGAGUAUGUACAGUCAUAUUAGAACUAUUACACACGGCGAUUUUUAAUAGCACGCCUGCAGCGAUUACGUCGCGAUGCACGUUUUAUCAUACUAGUGUCGCGAUACAAUCGCGCGAUUGUGUCGCUGUUAAAGUCGCCGUGUGUAACCGCUCUUAGGGAGUAUAAAUUUAAAAGUAUAGCACGUGACUGUACCUUAAUAAUUCAACUAAACUUUUCACUUUUAAAAGGUUUGACUGAUGUUCUCUAAUGGAAUUAUAUCAAUGUUUAUGCUUGUGAUAUUAUGUUAAAUUUAAGUUGUAGUCUCUGAUUUAUCUUUUCUAUCCUAACCAAAGACUGUACUGAUGUGGAAAUUUUAAUUUAUUAACAAACCAUUGUAAUUGCAACUUGUUGAAGCUGGACCAAAUUGUCAUGUUUUACGUUUCAAGUUUGGCCUUCUCCGUGUAACCGAAGUUCAGAGCCUGAAACGUAAUCCCUCAGUGUAUAUUGUCUUCAUUAUAUUAUUUUAGUUCUACGACUUGUGUGAUCAAUAUAUCCGAACAUAUAAACUAAUAUUUAAAUCUAGUUACAAUACGUAAAUUCAGAAAACUUAUAUAAAAAGACCAUAAGAGUUUCGUUAUUAUUAAUGCAUUCGUAGGUU
Molecule: messenger RNA, 3935 nt
Organism: Hyposmocoma kahamanoa
Lineage: Eukaryota; Metazoa; Arthropoda; Insecta; Lepidoptera; Cosmopterigidae
Exons: 10
Coding region: 927-2297 (456 amino acids)
Biological process (GO): regulation of translational initiation
Cellular component (GO): cytosol
Molecular function (GO): protein binding; RNA binding; translation activator activity
Source: RefSeq, a predicted model, not a curated record